ACCUCCCUGCUAGUACUGUUUGUCAAAGCUGAGGUGUGUCGGUAUCGGUGCCAUCCCUUCUUCAGCAGCCAUGAGUGGAGAAGCUGUACCCGAUUCCGAGGAGGAUGAUUCCGACUACGUGCAAGACGAAACCGCCGGGGACGAUGAGGAGGAAGACGAGGUCGAGGAGCCGGAAGAUACGAUGGGGGUGGCCACGAGCGAUCGGCAGAGGUCAAAGAUCGACGAUAUCUGGGCAAGCAUGAACGCGAGCGGGGCUGAAGCUACGGCGCCACCGGCGGGGGGAUCGGGAACCGGACUUGCCGAGGGGAAGGGGAAAAAGGCGACUAAGAAGAAAAAGAAGGCCAACAAGAAGGCCAACGAGGUUCUUGCCGGGAUUUUCGGCAAGAAGGCGGCGUCCGACAUAGUGUCGGGGGCCGGCAAGGGCAAGCGGCGGGUGGGGGCGGCGGAGGGAGCCGCGCGAAAGAAGCUGCUCGCGGCCAGCCGGAAGGUGGAAGUGACGGAGGUUAAGAAGUACGCCGGAAAGGACAUCGUGGUCAAGCGAAAAGUGACGGCAGGGUCGGCGGAGCACGUUGCCGCUGCGGGAGCGAAGAAGGGGGGGCUCGACAAUGUCCUCGCCGCUUUAGACGGGCCAAAGUCGAUAUCCACGGUUACGAAAUCUUCUAUGGAUUGGGAGACUUACAAGGCGGCCGAGGGCAUGGAGGGAGACAUGGAGCAGGCCACGAAGGACGGGAAAGGGUACCUCAACAAGCAAGACUUCUUGCAGCGGUGCGACGUGCGGAAGUUCGAGACCGAGCUCGAGGCUCGCCAGUCGAAGCGCGACGCAUGA
This is a messenger RNA of Ectocarpus siliculosus, 826 nucleotides long. Lineage: Eukaryota; Phaeophyceae; Ectocarpales; Ectocarpaceae. The record is from the annotation of a GenBank genome assembly.